AUGAAUGUCAUUUUGGAACGUUCUAGGUUGUCACUUGCCAUUGAAAUUGGAAAUUUUAGUGAAAUUGUGUCGUGUCGAUUUUUACAAAAUAUUGUCAAGUUUAGAGUGAGUAUUGAUAGAGAUGAAAGUGAUGGGAAUUUUCAGGUUUUUGAAAUGAUGAAGCAUUUGACUCAUUUGGAUAUUCGAAAUAAUGGUAUUGGAUAUGAAGGUGCACAGUCAAUUGGUAAAGUGAUGCAGUUGACUAGACUUUGCAUUGCUGGAAAUAAUAUUGGAGAAAAGGGAGCAAAAUCUAUAAGCCAAUUGACACAAUUGACCACUCUUGAUGUAUCAUUUAAUCAAUUAUGUGAUUAUGGAACUAAAUUUAUAAGUCAAUUGUCUCGAUUGACUGAUCUCAAUAUUCGUGGAAAUAGAAUUACUGACAAGGGAGCUAUUUUUCUGUCAGAUUUAAAAGAAUUGAGGUUUCUCAACAUUAGCUCUAAUACAAUUCUCCUUGAGGGAAUCAAAUCCCUCACUAAUUUAAAACAAUUAACUCAACUCGAUAUCAGUUACAAUAACAUUUUACCUUCAUAUGCCCAAACAAUUAGUGAAAUGGAUCAAUUGACCAAUCUUAACUUGAGUUAUAAUGAUUAUGGUUGGGGAAGCGAUAGCAAUGGUGUGAGAUAUAUAUGUGAAAUGAAAAAUUUGAAAACUCUGACUUUCGGAGGUAUCUGUAUCCGACAAUACAUUUUCAACUACAUCAAGGAAAUGAAACAAUUGGCUUGCCUUAAUAUAAGAAGUAGCUAUAUUGGCUCUUCUUCUGCCAAGUUGAUAUCAAGCAUGAAUCAAUUGACAGAACUAGAUAUUAGCUAUAAUGAAAUUGGUGAUGUUGGAGCGAAACAUAUUAGUGAAAUGGACCAAUUGACUUCUCUUAACGUUGAAGGUUGUAGAAUUAAUUCUGAAGGAACUGAAUAUCUUAAACAAAUGAAACAAUUAACAUAUCUCAACAUUUCUUAG
Naegleria gruberi is the source of this 993-nucleotide messenger RNA. RefSeq lists its product as uncharacterized. The transcript has a single exon. Gene Ontology annotation, molecular function: protein binding. Lineage: Eukaryota; Heterolobosea; Eutetramitea; Acrasida; Naegleriidae. The record is from RefSeq and is a predicted model, not a curated record. Bases 1 to 993 code for a protein of 330 amino acids.